CCCCUGCAUGCCCACCAAGCUCCCUCUCUGCUCCUAGAAACCGUCCCGAGGGCAAAGUGCUGGAGACCGUGGGGGUGUUUGAGGCACCGAAGCAGCAUGGCAAAUACGAGACGGGUCAGCUAUUUCUUCACAGUGUGUUUGGCUACCGAGGAAUAGUCCUGUUUCCCUGGCAAGCCAGGCUUUACGAUCGAGAUGUGGCUUCUCCUGUCACAGAAAAAAGCGAGAACGCAGCAGGCCACGGUUCCAAAGAGGUCAAGGGCAAAACGCAUACUUACUACCAGGUGCUAAUAGAUGCCCGGGAUUGUCCUCAUAUAUCUCAGAGAUCGCAGACAGAAGCAGUGACGUUCCUGGCAAACCACGAUGACAGCAGAGCCCUCUAUGCCAUACCAGGUUUAGAUUAUGUAAGCCAUGAAGAUAUCCUUCCCUUCUCCUCCACUGAUCAAGUACCCAUCCAGCACGAGCUUUUUGAGAGGUUUCUCAUGUACGACCAAACAAAAGUUCCACCUUUUGUAGCAAGGGAUACGCUGUGUGCCUGGCAGGAGAAAAACCACCCCUGGCUGGAGCUCUCCGACGUGCACCGAGAAACCACAGAGAACAUCCGUGUCACCGUCAUCCCUUUCUAUAUGGGCAUGAGGGAAGCCCAGAAUUCCCAUGUCUACUGGUGGCGCUACUGUAUUCGCUUGGAAAACCUUGACAGCGAAGUGGUACAGCUCCGAGAACGGCACUGGAGGAUAUUUAGCUUGUCCGGCACCUUGGAAACAGUCAGGGGCCGUGGCGUUGUAGGAAGG
Molecule: messenger RNA, 788 nt
Organism: Mesitornis unicolor (brown roatelo)
Lineage: Eukaryota; Metazoa; Chordata; Aves; Mesitornithiformes; Mesitornithidae
Gene: POLDIP2
Product: polymerase (DNA-directed), delta interacting protein 2
Exons: 8
Biological process (GO): error-free translesion synthesis
Cellular component (GO): nucleus; mitochondrial nucleoid
Molecular function (GO): DNA binding
Source: RefSeq, a predicted model, not a curated record